Messenger RNA from Mytilus californianus (California mussel), 3528 nucleotides. Its product is annotated as glutamate receptor ionotropic, kainate 3-like. The transcript has 10 exons. Gene Ontology annotation, molecular function: glutamate-gated receptor activity. Gene Ontology annotation, biological process: monoatomic ion transport. The record is from RefSeq and is a predicted model, not a curated record. NCBI's taxonomy places the organism in Eukaryota, Metazoa, Mollusca, Bivalvia, Mytilida, Mytilidae. Gene Ontology annotation, cellular component: membrane. Bases 445 to 2613 code for a protein of 722 amino acids.
AUAAGGCUUUUAAUAAAACACAUCAAAAGAGCAUUUCCUGUACAUUAGACACACCAGUAGGGGUUAAAUGAAACAUAUGGAAGGACAAAUCAAUUAAUAAGAUUAAACAAGGGACAUCACGUCCGAAUAAACAACUAAUUGGCAUCUAUUAUUAAGUACAUUUUCCACAGAGGAGCUUAUUAGAUAUUUAUUGUUCAGAAAGAUUAUUUACUCUUUUUCGAUCAAAUGGUCUUCGGAUCAUUUUUCGGAUCAAUCGAUUUCUGGGAAUUAUAACUAUUUAUUUAAUUGUUUUAAGUAUUGAUGUAGACCUCAUCUGGAAAUCUCACACUCGAAGGGAUUAUUCAAUUUGUUUUUUCUAAUAACAAUUAAAAUAUAAAGUUUGAAAAUUACAGUGUUAUAAUCUACAAUUGUAGUUUUAUUUAUGGAAUAAUUGAAACAGGAAAUAUGACAGCACGUACAAUGAGCUGUCCUGUGUUGAACAACUGUCCAAAUCCAACCGGAAAUAUUGCGCAUUUAGGACCUGCAAUCAACAACAUUAGCAGUACUGUUCAGACAUUGAUAUCAGUGAUAACCUACCUCAAGUGGUCAUCCGUGUGUGUUGUCUUUGAUAAUGCUACAGAACAUGAGGCAGUAGAUUUACAAAAUAGUUUAUCAACUAUUGGAAUAUUCGCUGUACUGUACAGAAUGGAGGAAGUGACAUCGUCUCAAAUAGAUGCACUUUCGCAAAAUGAACCGAACAGAGAUCCAGAUAGAUUAAAUUUUACAGUCUUAUGCCGCCUUAGUUCAUGUCAGUCAUUUCUUGAAAAGCCUUUCGAUUUUGGACGGAAAAACGUUUGGAGGAAUUCCUUACUGUAUUUUUCCAGUUGGUUAGUUGGUAUAUUUGACACAGGAAACUUGACGAUCCUAGAAAAUAAUAGUAGUUGUGCGUUUGAUAAUAUAGCUAUUAUAAAAUAUCCGACAAUAAUGUUGAAAAGUCAGCAACAACGGCAAGCGGUUAAAGCUGCUGCUCAUGAUUGUGAAUGGUUCCCAAUCCAAACGUUGAUGUGGCAUAAAACAGGGCGUGGUUUAUUGCAGAUUGGAUUUGUUCAUUUAAAUGGAAGCUUAAUAAAAAUAAAAGACAUAUUUCCGAAUGUAAGAUUUGGCUAUAAUCAAAGGAAAAUUCUUGUCAGCACCCUACCAUGGCCACCAUUUGUUAUACUGGAUAACAAAACAAAACAGUAUAGUGGAAUAACAAUUGAACUGCUGAAAGAACUGUCUAACAGUCUAAAUUUUACGUAUGAAAUAAAACCACCGCCGGACGGGAAGUGGGGUGUAGGAUCUGAUAAUAACACGUGGAAUGGGAUGAUAGGACAACUACAGCGAAGAGAAAUAGAUAUGAUAGCAGCACCUUUGGGAAUUCAGUCACAUAGGGAAACAGUAAUGGAUUUCACGCAUCCAUAUUACUACGAGUUUUCUGCUAUCCUUAUGAAGAAACCUAACCCAAAUGAUACACGCUGGGCAACAUUACUUGAUCCUUUCAGUCCUAAAGUAUUAAUGUACAUAGGAAUUUCAUUACCAGUUGUAUCGCUUUUCCUGGUGGCAUUCGAGAAGUAUAACCCAUUUUACGGUUACGUUCAGAACCGAAUGAAGACUAGAGGACUUCAUCACUUCUCAGAUUCGUUUUGGUAUAUGUAUGGUGCAUUGCUAACUCAAGGCGGAGAACAUAUAGCCAGGUCUUCGGCUGGACGAACACUCUUGAGUUUCUGGUGGAUUUUUUGUAUUAUAAUGGUGGCAACAUACAGUGGCAACUUUGUGGCCUUUCUAACAGUCUCCAAAACAAAAUUACCGUUUACGAAUCUUGAAGGACUAGUUGCUCAGAGUUCCUAUAAAUGGGGCACAGCAGGGGCAACGAUAUAUGAAACAAUUUUCAAGAAUUCUGAGUUAGAAGAAAGAAAAGAACUUUGGCGUGGAAUUAUAACAUUCAAUGCGACUGAUCCGUCCAUAUUAAGUAGUGAUCCUGAAGUACAUAUUACAAAGGUAUUAAAAGGAGAAUACGCUUAUGUUGCUGAUAAAACAUUCAUGGAUCUUGUAAUGACGAACAACUGUGAUUUAGCCAUUGCUACAUCCGACAUUUUACCUGUCCAAUAUGCUAUUGGUCUACCUAACAAUUCUCCAUUUGUUCAGAUGUUCUCUGAUGAAAUAAUUGCUAUACUUGAAAGUGGUCUCAUUCAAAUCUGGAUGAUGCAGAUCUGGCCUAGAAAUGGGGUUUGUCAAAAAAUGUCUGUCACAGAAGCAAAGACAAUUGAAUUAGUUGAUAUACAAAUCGCAUUCUAUCUAAUAGGACUAGGUGUUAGUCUGGCUUGCUUAUCGCUUUCUUACGAAUUUAUCAGAAACAAAUGCUGUAAAUGGCUACGAAGAAGUGGACGAAUGCAGAGAAGAAUACCAGUCCAAUAUAUGGGAACAAGACCAAAUAUAGAGGACUUCUUUUCAUCUAAUAGCAAUGAUUCUCCGAUGAAUCGAGCUAUUUCACAACAAAUUGGCAAUAGUUGGGCACAUAACAGACAAACUGAAUCAAAUGUGGCUACUGUUUCACCUAGAAUAGAUGUGUAUGCAUUGGAUGGACUGGUCGAAUAAGAAAGAAAAAUACAAUUGUUAUUAAUAAACAAGUUUAACUCUAAUUAUGAUCCGUUUAAUGCAAAAUAUGAUAGUAAACAAUCUGUGUGAUUAUUUUCUUUAAGAACAGGACUUGAAUAAUGAAUCAGCUAUUUAUCAUUAUUUAAACGAUUCACAUUCAGUUUGGCAGUUUUCAUUGUCCGUUCCUCUACCCGUCUGAUAGUUAAGAUGUAUUGCGAUGCUACAUAAUUUCAAAUUAACAAUUGAGAUGAUGAUUACAAUUCACAAUUAUGUUCUCCCCUCAUACAUUUUUAUUAAUAUCUUUAGGAAAAAGAGAUACAAUAUAAUAAUGUCUAGCUGCUUUUAGUACAUAUUUUUUCUUGGAACGAAAUUGCGUCUCAUAUCAAUAGCUGAUAAAUACUACCUUUAUUUCGAAGUCUUUAAUGUUUCCAUAAUUUCAAUAAUUUUUAAAAUGUGUGGUGUUAUAUAUAAUUACUUAAAACAAUGUAAGACGCAGCGUAAACUUUCAAUCAGCUGGACUUACGUGAGUAGGUAUCUAUCUAGGCAAAAGUAAUACGAAUACCGAUGUGGCGUAUACAGCAAAAGGAUAGCAACCACACACUCAAUCCCAUACAAAAUAUCAACUUCCUGAAAAGUUUUAGAUAACAAAGAUCUACCUACCAUCAACACAUAAUAUACAUAUGUAUUAUAACGUUGUUGAUGUAUGAGUCUCCCAAAUUCAAAUUGAUUCAGACAAAACCAAGAAGCAAGUCGGCCUGUACAUGAAGAAAAGUUAUUACAAACGGGAUAUCACAUCCUCAUUUCUACGGUGAUCUUAUUUAAAGAGCCUAAUUAAUUAGAUACGAUCCAUGUAAACUUAUCGAUCCUUGAAUGAACUUUUUUUUAAAGGUUAUCAAUUAAACACUUUUUAUCGGA